AUGGACGUGGACGUGGACGUGGACGUGGACGUGGACGUGGACGUGGAAAUGGACGUGGACGUGGACGUGGACGUUGGGGUGGACGUGGACAUGGACAAGGACGUAGAAAUGGACGUGGACGUGGACGUGCACAUGGACGUGGACGUGGACGUGGACAUGGACGUGGACGUGGACAUGGACGUGGACGUAGAAAUGGACGUGGACGUGGACGUGGACAUGGACAUGGACGUGGACGUAGACGUGGACGUGGACGUGGACGUAGACGUGGACGUGGACGUGGACAUGGACAUGGACGUGGACGUGGACGUAGAAAUGGACGUGGACGUGGACGUGGACGUGGACAUGGCCGUGGACAAAUGGACGUGGACGUGGACGUAG
Molecule: messenger RNA, 378 nt
Organism: Closterium sp. NIES-65
Lineage: Eukaryota; Viridiplantae; Streptophyta; Zygnematophyceae; Desmidiales; Closteriaceae
Source: the annotation of a GenBank genome assembly